UAUACAAUUCAGAAAACUUCUAUUCCGCAUAUUCGUAUCUGGGACAGCGCCAGGCAUAUUUGGAACAAAACCCCCAGCGGUUCGAAAUACAUGGUCGUAUCCAAAGAAGGUAAAUGGAAACAGGGCGCAGCGCACAGCAACUUCGAUUUCGGCCAGUCUGUGUGUCUUUUUCCUACUACGAAUUUAUAUCCUCCGUAUCCUGGGAUACACGAUCUGGUGAUCUGAGUCAAGUGCUCGCAAACAUGUCGGAUUCGUCAAUAGCAGGCUUUUCGACAGUUUAGUUUCCCGCGACUCUACACGAUCCACGUAAAAACCAAUGACGUGGACGGGAAAAUGACGUUGCAUCAACGAAUUUGGCCGAGAAGCUUCGUUGAAUGUCACUUAUAGUUGGCUGAAACAGCCAGUU
Messenger RNA from Serpula lacrymans var. lacrymans S7.9, 406 nucleotides. RefSeq lists its product as uncharacterized. The transcript has 2 exons. The annotation marks the transcript as partial. The record is from RefSeq and is a predicted model, not a curated record. NCBI's taxonomy places the organism in Eukaryota, Fungi, Basidiomycota, Agaricomycetes, Boletales, Serpulaceae.